UGGCCGUGCCAACAUCAGUCCGGUCAGAACCUCAUCCCUCUCAACAUGGAACUCACUUAUAUACUGUUCCAGGUGGCAGUGGCACUGCUGGCGAUCGUGGCCUACCAUGUCUACCGCAGAUUGUCGUACUUCAAGCGUCGGGGUAUUCCGCACGAUCCUCCACAUUUGUUUCAGGGCAAUCUGCAGGGCAUAUUAACUAAACGGCAUAUGCACGAGAUCAUAGGAGAUUACUACGACAAAUAUCAAGAGAGCAAGUUGCCCUUUGUUGGGUUCUACUUCUUCCAAAAGCCGUCGGCUUUCAUUUUGGAUCUGGAGCUGGCCAAGCACAUCCUGAUCAAGGACUUCUCCAACUUCAGCGACAAGGGUAUUUUCUACAACGAAAAGGAUGAUCCCAUCUCCGCUCAUCUCUUCAAUCUGGACGGACCGCAGUGGCGUGUCCUGCGAAACAAAUUAUCGUCGACAUUCACCGCUGGCAAAAUGAAGUUCAUGUAUCCCACGCUGGUGUCUGUGGCCGACGAGCUCAUCGCCGUCAUGCAUGAGAAGGUGAAGCAGAAUUCUGUUCUGGAAAUUCGCGAUCUGGUGUCCCGGUUCACAGUGGACGUGAUCGGCACCUGUGCCUUCGGCAUUAAGUGCAACAGUCUGCGCGAUGAGAGCGCCGAAUUUCUGACAGUUGGUAAGCGUGUCUUCCUGGACAAACGUCAUGGCUCCUUCAUGAGCGGCGUCAUGCAGAGCUACCCGAAGUUGGCGAGGCGUCUGGGUCUGGUGCGAACGCCCUCGCACAUUCAGGCCUUCUACAAGCGUAUUGUGUAUGAGACCGUGGCGCUGCGGGAGAAGGAAAACAUCCGAAGAAAUGAUUUCAUGGAUUUGCUCAUUGAGAUGAAGAACCAAAAAGUUACACUGGACAAUGGUGAUGUGGUCAGCGGUUUGAGCAUAGAGGAGAUACUUGCCCAGGCCUUUAUAUUCUUUAUUGCUGGCUUCGAGACAUCCUCCUCCACCAUGGGCUAUGCUCUGUAUGAGCUGGCCAGGCAUCCGCAUAUACAAGACAAGGUCAGAGCGGAGCUGGAGGAAGUGCUGGAGCAGCACGACCAGCAGUUCACCUACGAGUCCACCAAGGAUCUCAAGUACCUCAAUCAGGUUAUCUGUGAAACUCUGCGGCUCUACACCAUUGUACCGCAUUUGGAUCGCAAGGCUAAUAAGCGAUUCGUUGUGCCGGGCCAUCCAAAUUUCGUGAUUGAAGCCGGGCAAUCGAUCAUCAUACCGUCAUCGGCCAUACACCAUGAUCCCAACAUCUAUCCGGAGCCGAGCGAGUUCCAGCCCGAGCGUUUCUCCGCCGAGGAAUCGGCUAAGCGAUCCUCGGUGGCCUGGCUUCCAUUUGGCGAUGGUCCCCGCAACUGCAUUGGACUUCGCUUUGGCAAGAUGCAGGCGCUCAUUGGCCUGGCGUUGCUCAUAAGAAAUUUCAAAUUUUCCACCUGCCCGAAAACAGCGGACCCUUUGGUCUACAAUCCCAAAAGUUUUGUACUUGCCGUGGACGGCAUUCAGCUCAAAGUGGAGGCAGUGUGACCACGAAAGAAUAGUAUUAACCAUCAGCCAUUAAAACGAUGCCAAAGUACAUCAC
Molecule: messenger RNA, 1615 nt
Organism: Drosophila obscura
Lineage: Eukaryota; Metazoa; Arthropoda; Insecta; Diptera; Drosophilidae
Gene: Cyp6a8
Product: cytochrome P450 6a8
Exons: 2
Coding region: 46-1560 (504 amino acids)
Molecular function (GO): iron ion binding; oxidoreductase activity, acting on paired donors, with incorporation or reduction of molecular oxygen; monooxygenase activity
Source: RefSeq, a predicted model, not a curated record